AUGACUAAACUAGGUACAACUAUAUUACCAUCAAAAGAUAAAUUUAAAUUAUUAUUUAAAUUAUACUUUCAAUUUUUCCACCCACUUAUGCGUCGACUGGCCGAGGCUGGCCAUAGUGUAGAUGUGCUUAGCCCCUUUCCGGAUAGAGAGGCCCCGCCCGGCUAUACGGACUACGAUUUAGCGAGCGAAAUACACCUCAACGUUAUGGACUUAAAUGUCUUCGAGAGACGCAACUUUAUGUAUCACUAUCUGGAGUUCUUUAUGCUUCAUUCCUUGGGCAAAGAUACUUGCGAGCACGCCUUGAAUUCUCAGGCCCUUGCACGGAUCAUGAAGCGACCCCCUGGCUACUACGACGUCAUUAUUAUGGAACAAUUUAAUAAUGAUUGCCUGAUGGGCGUGGCAUAUCUGCUGCAAGCACCUGUGAUAGCUAUGAGCAGCUGUGCCAUGAUGCCUUGGCAUUACGAACGCAUCGGAGCUCCCGUAAUACCCUCCAUAAUAUCCGCUCAGUUUCUGGCACUGUCACAGGACAUGCCCUUUGCUGGACGCUUGGCCAAUUGGAUAACCGUCCACUCUUUCAAUUUAAUGUACAAAAUAUUUAAUACACCGGCGGCCAAUGCCCUGUUACGUAAAAGAUUUGGAGCUGGCAUUCCAUCGACGGGGGAUUUGGUGAAGAACACUUCCCUGAUUUUCGUCAAUCAGCAUUAUUCGUUGAGUGGCCCAAAACCCCUACCUCCCAGUGUUAUUGAAAUAGGUGGCAUUCACAUACAGCCGGCCAAGCCCCUACCCGAUGAGCUGCAACAUCUGCUGGAAAGAGCAGAGCACGGCGUAGUUCUGAUUAGCUGGGGCUCCCUCAUAAGAGCCAGCUCCAUGCCCCCCACCAAGCUGGAGGGCUUAUUGCACGCCAUUUCUCGAUUCAAGCAGCAGUUCAUCUGGAAGUGGGAGAACGAUACAAUGCCCAACAAACCGGACAACGUGCACAUUAUGAAAUGGAUUCCCCAGCGCGACAUUCUGGCUCAUCCCAAUGUCAAGGCGUUCAUGUCCCACGGUGGUCUUAUGGGCACGACCGAAGCUGUCCACUACGGCGUUCCGGUGCUCGGCACACCCAUGUACGGCGACCAGUUUCUCAAUAUGGCGGCGAUAGUUCAGCGCGGAAUGGCCGAGGUGCUCGACUAUAUGGAUAUAAGUGAAGACACGGUCUUUGCAGGGCUAACAAAAGUGCUGCAGCAUAGUUAUAAGGAGAACGCUUUGGCCGUCUCGAUGUCCUACAACGAACGCUCCCAAAAGCCUCUCGAAAAGGCACUGUGGUGGGUGGAGUAUGUGGCCAAGACCAAAGGAGCACCCCUGGUUAAGUCGCGUUCCGUGCAUAUGUCCCGCUUCGCCUACUACUCGCUGGAUGUUUAUUUGGUAAUUGGAAGUGUCUCGGUCUUAAGCCUGGCCAUCAUCUUUGGCCUGAUUCGCUUAUGCUGUACUGUAAGACAGAAAGACAGGACAAGGAAGCUGAAGAGUAAACGACAUUAGGAGGUCUAUUGAGUUACAAAAGCAUUCAUAAUCAGUAGAAUCAAAUUAUUCAUGACAGUCAACGAAUUUUAUAUUAUUCUCCAA
Scaptodrosophila lebanonensis is the source of this 1602-nucleotide messenger RNA. Its product is annotated as UDP-glucuronosyltransferase 2B14-like. Gene Ontology annotation, molecular function: UDP-glycosyltransferase activity. The record is from RefSeq and is a predicted model, not a curated record. The coding region runs from base 1 to 1518 and encodes 505 amino acids. The transcript is spliced from 4 exons. Lineage: Eukaryota; Metazoa; Arthropoda; Insecta; Diptera; Drosophilidae.